This is a messenger RNA of Populus trichocarpa (black cottonwood), 1958 nucleotides long. Its product is annotated as probably inactive leucine-rich repeat receptor-like protein kinase At5g48380. Gene Ontology annotation, molecular function: protein kinase activity; protein binding; ATP binding. The coding region runs from base 48 to 1919 and encodes 623 amino acids. The transcript has 2 exons. NCBI's taxonomy places the organism in Eukaryota, Viridiplantae, Streptophyta, Magnoliopsida, Malpighiales, Salicaceae. Gene Ontology annotation, biological process: protein phosphorylation. The record is from RefSeq and is a predicted model, not a curated record.
UUUCUCAUUUUUGGUCAUUCCAACCAUUCCAUUGUAGUCUUACUCUGAUGAACUCUCAAAUCCAAAUGGAUAAUUUAUUUUUUAUCUACUCUUUUGUGUUCUCCUUGUUAGCUACUUUCACCGUAACUAGUGCUACUGAGACUGAUCUUUCUUGCUUGAAAUCUAUUAAGGAUUCUAUGAUAGACCCUAAUAAUUACUUAAACACCACAUGGAAUUUCAACAACAAUACAGAAGGUUUCAUCUGUAGAUUUAUGGGAGUCGACUGCUGGCAUCCUGGUGAGAACAGAGUCUUAAACGUCAGACUCUCUGACCUGGGGCUCAUGGGCCAGUUCCCUCUAGGAUUUGAGAACUGUACGAGCUUAACAGGCUUGGACCUUUCAGAUAAUAAACUCCAGGGACCAAUUCCAUCUGACAUCUGUAAGAGGUUACCACAGCUCACAAAUCUUGAUCUAUCCUUCAACAGCUUCUCUGGUGAAAUCCCAUCAAGCAUUGCUGAUUGCCAUUAUCUAAAUGAUCUAAAACUCGACAACAACGAUCUAGCAGGUCAUAUCCCACCACAAAUUGGCCAGCUUGAUCGGAUGAAGGUCUUUACUGUUACUAGCAAUCGAUUAUCAGGGCCAGUGCCAGUUUUUACACAUAAUGAUAUUCCAGCAGACAGCUUUGCGAACAACACAGCACUCUGUGGGAAGCCUUUGAAAAGCUGCUCAAGUCAUCAAAUGAAGGUUGAUUACUCAUUCAAAAGUGGUUUUGUGAUUGGUUAUAUAGUUUUUUCAACUUCAGUUGUAAUUUUUUUUACAUCCUGCUGUGUACCAUGGGUGUAUAUUGGGGAGAGGAAAAAAAAAAUCACAAUAUCAGAAAUGAUGAUGUUGAUGGUGAAGAGGAAGCAUAAGAUAACAGAUGAUGAUCAAGCAGGCAGCUCCCCAACAAGAGGUCUCUUGGAGGAAGGAAUUAAAGAGAUUUCCAUGUUGGAGAAGAGGGUUACAAGAAUGAGCUACGCAGAUCUUAAUGAUGCCACCGAUAAUUUCAGUGAGAACAAUGUCAUCGGACAGGGAAUGAUGGGGAUGCUGUACAAGGCAUCAUUGCCUAAUGGUUAUGUCGUUGCAGUGAAGAAGUUGCAUGACUCUCAGUUCCUUGAAGAACAAUUUAUAUCCGAGUUGAAGAUACAUGGUUCAUUGAGACAUAUCAACGUACUUCCACUGUUGGGGUUUUGCGUUGAGUCAAACCAAAGGUUUCUGGUUUACAAAUAUAUGCCAAAUGGUAACCUUUAUGAUUGGCUACAUUCCAUGGAAGAAGGUCAGGAAAAAGCUAUGGAAUGGGGUGUGAGGGUUAAAGUCGCCGUCGGAUUAGCAAGAGGCUUGGCAUGGCUUCAUCAGAACUGUCAUACCGUCAAAAUAAUCCAUCUUGACAUUAGCUCAAAAUGCAUAUUACUUGAUCAGAACUUCCAGCCCAAGUUAUCAAAUUUUGGAGAGGCAAUGCUCAUGAGUUCGACCUGCGCUUCCUCCGUAAAUAGUGAGUUUUGGGAGAUGGCAUUUGUGAAGGAAGAUGUGCAUGGAUUUGGAGUUGUGCUUCUUGAGAUGAUUACUGGGGUGGAUCCUAGCAACAUGACUGGUUCCUCAAACAAUGUUCUUAAUGAAUGGAUUGGUCAUCUUUUGAGCAGUUCGGAUUUUCAUGGCGCGAUAGACAAGUCUCUGAUCGGGCAAGGAUUUGACGCUGAGAUCGUUCAGCUGCUUAAAGUUGCAUGUACCUGUGUUGAUCCCAUUCCAGAUCGAAGACCGAUAAUGCUUCAAGUGUCCGAAGACAUAAAAGCAAUAAGGGAUAGAUGUGACCUAGUAGAUGAUUCAUCGAUGCUAAUGCAACCUGAAAUUUGCCCUGCUACUUCAGAAAAAUCUGUUGAGAUUGAAAUGACAGAAUUCCAAUGAAAACAACAGGACAAACAAAAAGCAAGUCUGCAUUUUCUA